AUGCCGUCGUUCUUCCAUUCUCUGGCUCUCAAUGCUCUCUUGGCUGGCGCUCUUGUGGCCCAGGUCACCCAUGCCUAUCCCCAACCUAUCGUGCAUUCGGAAGAUUAUGACAGUAUCACCAGUGUACCAGUCUCAAUGGUGCCUUCUGUUGGUGGGGCCGAUGGUGAGCUGUACAAGCGUACGGACGAUCUGAAAAUCGCCCAAGAACCGGAUAAAAGCUACAGCUGCCCUGCGACGAAUAACUAUGGAGAGACGUCAUACACCUCUGGACAGCUCAAAGUUGCUUUUAUCAAGGCAGCGCAAUACGCCAACAAUGGCCAGCAGAUUGGAGACAGAAACUACCCGCAUACCUUUGGCAACGGCGAAAAUCUUCCCUUCCCCUGCGGCAGGAGCACCAUGGAAUUCCCCCUGGAUCGAGACAGUCCGGGCACCGUAUACAGUGGGCAGAGCGUGAGGACCUUGCCAGACCGUCUCGUCUUUGAAUUUAAGGAUGGCAAAAAGGAGGGAAAGGCAAAGUUCUGCGGGGCGAUGCGCCAUGGAAACAACGGCGAUUUUAUCAACUGCACUUAG
Aspergillus viridinutans is the source of this 570-nucleotide messenger RNA. RefSeq lists its product as uncharacterized. The record is from RefSeq and is a predicted model, not a curated record. The coding region runs from base 1 to 570 and encodes 189 amino acids. The transcript has 2 exons. NCBI's taxonomy places the organism in Eukaryota, Fungi, Ascomycota, Eurotiomycetes, Eurotiales, Aspergillaceae. Gene Ontology annotation, molecular function: RNA binding; RNA nuclease activity.